Messenger RNA from Pyricularia pennisetigena, 1212 nucleotides. RefSeq lists its product as uncharacterized. Gene Ontology annotation, molecular function: ribonuclease III activity; double-stranded RNA binding. The coding region runs from base 1 to 1212 and encodes 403 amino acids. Lineage: Eukaryota; Fungi; Ascomycota; Sordariomycetes; Magnaporthales; Pyriculariaceae. Gene Ontology annotation, cellular component: nucleus. The transcript has a single exon. Gene Ontology annotation, biological process: rRNA processing; primary miRNA processing; regulation of gene expression. The record is from RefSeq and is a predicted model, not a curated record.
AUGGUCAAACGCAGUCACUGUGAGCCCCACGGUGGCUCCCCCAAAAGGGCCAAGCUUGAAGAUGACGAACAAAUUAAGGAUUUGUUGCAAUGCUGGCAGGAUUUGAAUACUUCUAUGGAGACCCUCAGAAACCCUGGGCAAAUGCAGAGCUCAACAACCUUGGCUGCUGACACGGCUCUUUGUGAUCGGCUGGUUUCUUUGAGCGAACGUCUUCUAAAAUCGACCCAGGCGCUGGCAUCGCAGAGCCGCGGCGACCAUGCCAAGCCAGUCAUCUCCUCCGGCGACACCAUCGCAGUGUCUUCACAUGGUUCAUACACGAAGUGGACCUCUGACGACAUUCAAAACGGCCUACCUCCCCUUCCUGAGAUCAAGGAUGCCUCUAUAGAAAAGGCAGCCUUCACUCAUUCAUCAAACAUGGUGGGCAGUAGAGGCAGCGGCCCCCAGUCCUACGAUCGCCUUGAGUGGCUAGGGGAUGCGUAUCUGGAGCUCUUCGCGACUUGCUUCAUUUAUCAGACGUUCCCAGCCUUGUCACAUGGUGCCUCCUCACAGUUGCGAGAAGUGCUGAUAAGGAACGACUCUCUUGCUCAAUGGACACAAGCGUACAGUUUGGAGAAGAGAGCCAGGCUCCCUCCAGAAUUCAUGGGUUUAAAUCCUGGCGGACAAGCUAUGAUGCAGAAGAAACGGACCAAGAUUUAUGGUGAUCUUUUCGAAGCUUAUGUCGGCGCAAUUAUAGCCUCUGAUCCCGUCCAUGGAACUGACCGCGCAGCAGCCUGGCUCAAGUCGCUGUGGGCGCGGAAGUUAAAAAGCGAAAUCAAAGCGGAAGAAAAGAGACAGCGCUCCCUAGUCACGAGUACAGACAGCCUAGAAUCCGAUUCCACCAAGGGGCCGACUGACAACUGCACUCUUGCAGCACCAAGCCCAAUUCGAACACCAAAGGAGACUUUAGCAGCCAUGCUUGUCGUUAAGGGAAUCAAACUUAGUUACGUUGAUCUUCCUCCUCCGAAAAAGAAGGACAAAAACAACAAGUUGCCUCUGUUCGCCGUGGCUGUCGUUUUGGACGGUUGGGGGGAGUCUGGAUUACAGCUGGGUGUGGGAGUGGCGAAGAGCAAGUCAGAGGCAGGCCAGGCCGCGGCGCAGAGGGCUCUAGACAACAAGAAACUGAUCACAAAAUAUUCGGAAUUAAAACGGGCGUCACUGUCCUCUAGCGCCUAG